This is a messenger RNA of Cordyceps militaris CM01, 852 nucleotides long. RefSeq lists its product as uncharacterized. The transcript is spliced from 3 exons. The record is from RefSeq and is a predicted model, not a curated record. The coding region runs from base 1 to 852 and encodes 283 amino acids. Lineage: Eukaryota; Fungi; Ascomycota; Sordariomycetes; Hypocreales; Cordycipitaceae.
AUGGGCGCUGUGACAGUGACUGGUGUUCGCGAUGACUUGUUCCUGCGAGCAGUCGAACCACUUUUGAGCUCAUACGACCCAUAUGUCUCUGAAGCUACUUUGAAGGAGCUCGGAAUCACUUUGAAACAUCUGGACCUGGAGACGGGCGACAUUGAUCAUGUCAAGGGCUCAGCCAGGAUGGUGCCAAUGUCCGCCGACAUUGUCCGGCAGACACCGGGCGGCGACGGUUUGAGAGAACCUCUAGAGGGAAAAAACACUGAUGUCCGCUCUCGUGCUGGAUUCGAUUGGGUAAAUGAAAUGCGAAAUGAUGCCGACGCGCGUUUUUUUCAGGCCUUUUUCAUCCACAACCUCGUCGACUCCUACGAGUGCCUGUGGAAGUUCCCGGCCAAAGCCCAAUGGCGAUUCAGCCGUCACGAAACGGACUAUUUAUACAACCUCGACCAAGAAGGGCGAGUUUGCUACCAGAUCCAGACCGUCUCCGAGCCUGUCGGAAAGGACGGCAAGCUUGAUCCAAGCAGACCUUGCAUCGUGGCCUACCAGCUUGACAACAGCUGGCUCCAGGACGGCCGGCUACUUUUGAGCGAGCUCAACGCCCUGAUUGUGCUUGCUUCGAAAUAUGACAUGGACCCGGCAUAUGCCAAAUAUGAUGAGCUCGUCAUUACCGUCAUCACUGGAUGCGACCGGCAGGUACGAGUUGCUCAGAGCCGAGUGAAUCUGGCCAAACAGACGUUUGAUGUGUGCCUCUCGAGAAUAUUGGACUUUGAAGAAUCAGUCAAGGGGAAGUGGGAUGAUUGGACCACGUUGCUGGGAUGGCUCGCAUGCUCGGUGACGCCGCCGGCUCAAUGGACCUAG